Molecule: messenger RNA, 1237 nt
Organism: Hyaena hyaena (striped hyena)
Lineage: Eukaryota; Metazoa; Chordata; Mammalia; Carnivora; Hyaenidae
Gene: CFAP20
Product: cilia and flagella associated protein 20
Exons: 6
Coding region: 246-827 (193 amino acids)
Biological process (GO): positive regulation of cell motility; cilium assembly; regulation of cilium beat frequency involved in ciliary motility
Cellular component (GO): motile cilium; ciliary basal body
Source: RefSeq, a predicted model, not a curated record
AAGGCGGGGAGAGGAGCGCGGGCGGCAGUUGCUGUGGUUUCCCGGUUGCGGUUCUUGUGUCUUUUGGGAGCUGAGACUAGCGGACGUAGUGUCUUGCGACCAACUUUACCCGCAAGUGACUACAGAUCAGGCGGUCGGGAGCUCAGCGUCUCUUCCUCCGACCAGGCUCGGCCCUUGUUUUCCCUUCACCACUUGGUGCCCAUAUCUAGGUCGGCUCCGGCGCGGCUGAGAAGGCCGCGGGCGAGAUGUUCAAAAACACGUUCCAGAGCGGCUUCCUCUCCAUCCUCUACAGCAUUGGCAGCAAACCCCUGCAGAUCUGGGACAAAAAGGUGCGGAAUGGCCACAUCAAAAGAAUCACUGAUAAUGACAUCCAGUCCCUGGUGCUAGAGAUCGAAGGAACGAAUGUGAGCACCACGUACAUCACCUGUCCUGCAGACCCAAAAAAGACAUUGGGGAUUAAACUUCCCUUCUUCGUCAUGAUAAUCAAAAAUUUGAAGAAAUACUUUACCUUUGAAGUACAGGUACUGGAUGACAAGAAUGUGCGUCGGCGGUUUCGGGCAAGUAACUACCAGAGCACCACCCGAGUCAAACCCUUCAUCUGUACCAUGCCCAUGCGGCUGGAUGACGGCUGGAACCAGAUUCAGUUCAACCUGGCCGACUUCACACGGCGGGCGUAUGGCACCAAUUACAUCGAGACCCUGAGAGUGCAGAUUCACGCAAACUGUCGCAUCCGACGGGUUUACUUCUCAGACAGACUCUACUCAGAAGAUGAGUUGCCAGCCGAGUUCAAAUUGUAUCUCCCAGUUCAGAACAAAGCCAAGCAAUAACUAGAAUGCACCUUGAGGGAUGUCAGACCCUGGACAUGGCUCUUAGUUUGAAAAGGAAACUAUCUGGAGGACAAUGCAAAAAACAAAUAUUUCUAUUAGUUUACUGUGCUGUGGUUCUUUUAUCUACCACUUGGUGUCCCUUGUUGCAGACACCAGCGACCAUGGCAGGAUGCCGUCGUCACAUUGCAGGUGCUGUGGGGGGUAGGCCGGGCUCUGGGGCACCAGUGCUGGACUUUACCCAGCAGCCUGCCCCAGUGUGUGGAGACACAUUUACCGCCAGAACUACAGAACUAAAGAUGUUCCCUAAAGCAAUUUCAGACCAAUAUUUCUUCCUAUGGUUUGUUCAUUGUUUUAUAUAUUAUCUAAAUAUAUGUAUAUGCUGUGUAAUACUCAUAAUCUGGAAAUGAAUA